Molecule: messenger RNA, 828 nt
Organism: Arctia plantaginis
Lineage: Eukaryota; Metazoa; Arthropoda; Insecta; Lepidoptera; Erebidae
Source: the annotation of a GenBank genome assembly
AUGGCUUCCUCUUAUUCAUAUCCUGAAUUAUUUUUGGCGGGUUUUAUAUUUACCUUGCCAUUUUUAUAUGAGAAAAGUAAUGUCUUUCGAUAUUACUUAAAGUUUUUUCUGUAUUAUGCUUACGUGUUAAUAACUUGUACGGUGCUUUUGCCAGUGGUUUUAAUAUAUCCUCGCGACGUAACAAACCUAAUAGUUGCUUCCAGAUUUUGCAGAUAUGCAUCAUAUAUUGUAGGUAUAGAAUGGGAAUUACAGGGGUUGGAACACUGGGAUAAUGAGCAAUGUUAUAUUGUGAUAUCUAAUCAUCAAAGCUCGCUAGAUAUUUUAGGUAUGUUUGAAAUGUGGCCUCGCAUGAAGCGCUGCACGGUGGUUGCGAAAAGACCUCUAAUGUACUCUGGCGCUUUCGGGUUCGGCGCCUGGCUUUCUGGUCUUGUAUUUAUUGAUCGAUUAAAAACUGAAAGAGCUCGCCAACUUAUGAAGAAAGCAACUCAAAGAGUGAUUAAAGAAAGAACAAAGCUCUGGAUAUUUCCUGAAGGAGCAAGAUUCAAUAAAGGAAGUAUACAGAACUUUAAGAAAGGUGCAUUCUAUUUAGCUAUUGAUGCUCAGAUACCAAUUCUACCAGUGGUCUUCAGUCAGUACUAUUUUCUUGACAGUGAGACCAAAACAUUUGAACCGGGAAAAGUUAUAAUAACAACAUUGCCUCCUAUUCCUACUAGUGGAAUGACUAGUAGUGAUGUUGAAACAUUGUCAGAAAGCACUCGCCAAAAGAUGAUGGAAGUCUUUCAUGAUAGUUCCAAAGACCUUGUGAUGCAAAGAAAAGUUGCUAUUUAA